AUGUUGUACAUUAAUAGCUAUAUCUUCAACAAAGAUGUGUUCAUGCGGUUCAAUGUGGUAAAGUAUGUAGGGUACACUGAGUUUGAGAAAAAAAAUGCAGAAAUACUGAAUAAAAAUAUUAAUAUUUUGGAGCAAGAGAGAGGUACGGAUAGAUUCUGCAAACAUAAUGAUGAUUAUUAUGAUGAUGUACUUGACAAAGCAGUGCAACCAGAGGUUAUGCUCAGUUUAGUGAAGCAGGCUGGUGGGAGACUUCCAGCUGUGUUGAUGUGCAGUGCUUAUAACUUCUAUCCCAAAACGAUCAAACCUGUGACAUCCUGUGUGACCUCCACCGAGGAGCUGGCUGAUGGGGAUUGGUACUAUCAGAUCUACUCUUGUCUGGAGUACAUCUCCAAAUCUGGAGAGAAGAGCUCAUGUAUGGUGGAGCACACCAGCUUCAAAGAGCCCAUGAUCUAUGACUGGAAUACUCCUUUGCUGGAGUUUGAUAGAAAUAAAAUUGUUAUGAGGGCAUCUGGUCUGGUGCUGGGAAUUGUAGGAGCUGCAGGACUCAUUUACUACAUAAAGAAAUCAUCAGGUCAGUGAAUAUGAGAACAUCAUAGUGAUAUUAAGUCACCCUCAUUAUAACUAUAUCAAAUGAUAAUGUUGUGUUAUUACUUUGUUGGCAGGGAUGAUAUGGGUACCAUUAAUAUCUGAUAACAAGACCUGCUUGGAUCACCGAUUCACACUUCAUGUGCAACAACACACUCUCCUAAACUUUUAACUGCUAUUACAUUUUUUUGCUAUGAAAAUAUCAAUAAUUAGAAAUAGAAAUUUUGGAUCAUAUUUGAUAAAUAUUUGUUUUAAAUUUGAACAUCAUAUGAAAUGCAGCAGCAACACUGCAGCAACCAAGAAAUGCAUGCAGAUUUUGGAGAUUACAGGUAGAAAAUAUUGUGUUAGUUAAAUUCAGAGUAAGUUCUGAUUUAGUGUAGAAACAGAUUUAUGAUAAAAUGAUGAUAAGAGAAUAACGUUAUACAUUGUAGAAACAACCACAAGUCCUGUAUAAGAUAGAGACAGAAGACAUAAUUUACUUCUUUUCUCUUAAGACAAUAGAUCAUUGUUUGUUAUGUUUCAGAGGAGAACAAAGAUAAAUCGUAUCGCAUAAACACGAUUUUAAUGGCCAACAUUUUUAUAAUUGGAUCUUUACCGCCCCCUAUGGGCGUAAUCCUGUGUUUUGUUUUAAAUUAGACCUUUAUUCCCUAAAUAUGCCGCAAAAAACAGGAGUGACAUAAAGUCACCCAACCGCAAUGUUAAAGACAUGAA
Misgurnus anguillicaudatus (oriental weatherfish) is the source of this 1296-nucleotide messenger RNA. Lineage: Eukaryota; Metazoa; Chordata; Actinopteri; Cypriniformes; Cobitidae. The record is from RefSeq and is a predicted model, not a curated record.